This is a messenger RNA of Schistosoma mattheei, 1444 nucleotides long. The record is from the annotation of a GenBank genome assembly. Lineage: Eukaryota; Metazoa; Platyhelminthes; Trematoda; Strigeidida; Schistosomatidae.
GUUUCAAAUAGUUCCAAGGUCGCUGGAUGGAUCUACUUGCUAAUUUUAAUGACUUAGAAGAGUGUUUAAUAUCCGAUGAUCUUUUCGAAAAUUACUUCAAUUAUUUCCUGUCACUUCCGGUUUUUUCGCUUAAGUUACAGUACAAUAGACUAAGUGGUGAAUUUACCCUCACAGAUUCGCAUGAACUUGAUACCAAAGAGUCAUCACGUUUGGGUCUUUCGGAAGAAGAUCGAGAACGCGUUAUUAAAUGGGCUGAGUCGGAACGUCUUCCUUACUUUAUGCGGAGUGAUGUUUACAGGGAACUACUACUGUGCAAGUUCUUGAUAGCCCCGCUUGAACUGAAUACUGAUCUCAUCGAUUAUUGGGAGCCGUUUAGUGCAGAUUUAGCUAGCACUUUAGGUUGUCAUCCUGGAGUUAGUAGGCAUACUUAUAAUUCCUGGACGACAGAUCUCAGCACUUAUGAUGAUGAAGCAGAAAGCAGUUAUGAUUACAGUUCUGAAAAAAAUAGUAAAUCUACUCCAAUAAACAGUAACCAAUCAAAUAAUGAAACUCCUAAUAUAGUCAAGGAAUCUGUCAGUUAUGAGUCUUUCGAUACACUAAAAUCGGAAAGACGAAGAAGUCGUGAAUACUCAAAGUAUUUUAAAACUAGGAGAUUAACCAUGUUUGAAUGUAAUCUAGGAAAAAUGAAUGAUCUAAAUCGUCCAAGUCCAUUAAUUGAACAAACUAGUUGUGAUGAAAAUAGUCAUACAACAAGUAAUAAUAAUAAUAAUGAUAUUAACAAAAAAUAUCGACGUCAAUCAGAACCAAUUAAAUCAUUGAAUUAUUAUUAUCAUCCAUAUUCUUAUUCUAAAAAUGAUCCAUUCAGAACUAUUGAACAGAUUCAACAAAGUUUAAAACAAUUAAAUGAGGGAAAAUUAAAUUCAAGUAAAACAAGUUCAACUACUACUACUACUACUAAUAGUAGUAGUAGUAGUAAGAAAUCAAAAUCCCUCAUAUUUAAUAUUGAUAAUAAUAGUGAUUGUAAUAGUAAUAGUAAUGGUGAUAGUAAUGAUAAUACAAAAAGUAUUUUAUAUGAUGAAAUUGAUGAAAAGAAUAUAUUUCAUGAAAUUCAAGCUAUGGAAGAAAGACAAAAUAUACCAAUGCAACAAUUAAAAGAAUUAUUAUUAUCAUCUCGUGAUGGAAUGAAAGAUUUUAUGGCUUUUCUAGUGACAACUAAUGGAAUACAUCUUGUUGAUUUUUGGUUAGAUUGUGAAGCAAUUAAAAUGAUAUCAUCUAUGCAGAAUUCAAAUUAUGAAAGUAUUAAAUUGAAAUUUAAUUUAUUACGUGAUCUUGAAGAUCGUUACCUUCUUCAAUUAACAUCUAAAGCACGUGAAAAAUUAUUUACAUCAAUAAAUACAAUUUCUGAUUAUUUUCUAACAAGUCGCCAUGAUAAAAAUAAUAAUCC